UCGUCCGGUUUGCAAUAUAAAUUAAGGCAACAAAAUGUAGUUUUUGUUUAGUUUCACUUAUAACUUCUACGUCUCUGCUUUUUAUUUUCGUUGUUUAGUUCUUAUUUCUUCAUUUCGCGUUUUCAUUUGUACAUUCGUUCGCUAUGUAUUUUCUGUUUUCAAUGCGCGCGCCAUUUGCAUUGUACCAAUAUAUCGACAACCAAAUACUAACAGAAUGUUAAUCGACCACAGAACCAGCUCUGUUAACUCUUUAAUCGAUAAGCGUCUUUAAAUUGCCAGGGACUCCGACAUGAUUUUCGUUUAACAUUAAGUUUCCGCGCCUAAAUUCAAAUUUUAAAUUAAAAACCAACACUUGUACUAAGUUGAAUAAUUGACUUGUAAAACACUGUUUAAACAUUGUAAUAGAAAAAAAUUUGCACGUGUUAAGAACUUUUGUUGAUUUUGACAGCUUAGCUAUAUAUUAUUGUGCUCGCCAUUGUUGAGAUCAUGCGCUAAUUAUGUGGCGGACACGCGACCGGAUAAAAAAUAAUCAAGUACUAACUAUUAGUCAGUUGUAUUUGCAUUGACAAUUCCGUGUAAUUCAAAUCAGAAGUGAAGUACAAAUCCAAUUCACAUGAUUCGGCUUCCCUAGCCUCGACAACAGACUGCUCUAUAUAUUUCUGAUUUUCUUGACUGUACAAAACAAACGCAAUAUGCUAAUUUCACAGACUUAUUGCAAUCGAUUUUUACAUGUGAAAAACAAGGUGUGUAAUUAGAACAAUUCAAGGUGCUAAUUAGAGCCAACCGCCGCUUAGUAAAAUAUCAUUUAGCUCAAUUGUAUAAAAAGCUUUGUUGAGACUCAACUUAGUUACACUUCGAAUUCCGUCUUCAAGAAGAUAACAGCUCUAUUGUGCAUCACUUACAGUAGAAACAGUUAACAACAAAAUCAAACAGAAUGUUGUCCACUAAGCAAAUCUGCCAAAUACUCGCGUGCCUAGUUACCCUACAAAUGAUUUGUGCAUAUCCCAGUUCCAUUGAACAAAGACUGACGACAGAUGCUGUGCAAACAGAUGCAGAGUAUACAAAAAUUGAACAACUCUACAGAUUAGAGCGCACCUUAAGCAGGCUGCGACGCGCCGUGGUCGAUCUGUCCUAUGAGGAAGCCGCUGAUGAUAUGGAGUUGGCUGAGAUAAAUGUAUUCCGUCCGCUAUUUCGUUAUCGGGCCGAGGUUGCCAGACAGGUGAAAAAUCCCAAGCAACAACAAUUUGGUUAACAAAUUUGCAUAUACCCUGUAAUAAUAUAGGCUAGUCUUUUAGUAUACUCAUCAGCUACAUCAGUUCACAAAGCAUACGUCACAUCAACACGUUUUAUAC
Molecule: messenger RNA, 1352 nt
Organism: Drosophila hydei
Lineage: Eukaryota; Metazoa; Arthropoda; Insecta; Diptera; Drosophilidae
Exons: 2
Coding region: 935-1252 (105 amino acids)
Source: RefSeq, a predicted model, not a curated record